GAGGGGCGGCCGUGGGGAGGGAGGCGGGAAGAGCGCCGCACUUCCGCUAUCCGCUUGCUCACUGGCUGUUCCCGGAGGCGGCGGCGGGAGCGGAGGGCGCGUGCGGCUCGGGGACUCGCAUUCCCCGGCCCCCCCUCCGCCCCACGCGGCCUGGACCAUGGACGCCAGGUGGUGGGCAGUGGUGGUGAUGGCUGCGCUCCCCGCCGUGGGUGCAGGCGGGGAGACUCCUGUAGCCCCUCCGGAGUCAUGGACCCAGCUAUGGUUUUUCCGGUUUUUGGUGAAUGCUGCCGGCUAUGCCAGCUUUAUGGUACCUGGCUACUUCCUGGUGCAAUACUUUAGGCGGAAGAACUACCUGGAGACAGGCAGGGGUCUCUGCUUUCCCCUGGUGAAAGCCUGUGUGUUUGGCAAUGAGCCCAAGGCCUCUGAGGAGGUUCCUCUGGCUCCUCGGACAGAGACAUCAGAGACCACCCCCCUGUGGCAGGCCCUGAAGCUGCUCUUCUGUGCCGUGGGGCUCCAGGUGUCUUACCUGACUUGGGGUGUGCUACAGGAAAGAGUGAUGACCCGCAGUUAUGGGGCCACAGCCGUAUCACCGGGUGAGCGCUUCACAGACUCACAGUUCCUGGUGUUAAUGAACCGAGUGCUGGCACUGAUUGUGGCUGGCUUCUCCUGCAUCCUCUGCAAGCAGCCCCGGCAUGGGGCACCAAUGUACCGGUACUCCUUUGCCAGCCUGUCCAAUGUGCUUAGCAGCUGGUGCCAAUAUGAAGCUCUCAAGUUUGUCAGCUUCCCCACUCAGGUGCUGGCCAAGGCCUCUAAGGUGAUCCCUGUCAUGCUGAUGGGAAAGCUGGUGUCUCGACGCAGCUAUGAACACUGGGAAUACCUGACAGCUGGCCUCAUCUCCAUUGGGGUCAGCAUGUUUCUGCUGUCCAGCGGACCAGAGCCACGCAGCUCCCCGGCCACCACACUCUCAGGCCUCAUAUUACUGGCGGGCUACAUUGCUUUUGACAGCUUCACCUCAAACUGGCAGGAUGCCCUAUUUGCCUAUAAGAUGUCAUCAGUGCAAAUGAUGUUUGGGGUCAAUUUCUUCUCCUGCCUUUUCACAGUAGGCUCACUGCUAGAGCAGGGGGCCCUCCUGGAGGGGACCCGCUUCAUGGGACGACACAGCGAGUUUGCUGCCCACGCCCUGCUUCUCUCAGUCUGUUCCGCAUGUGGCCAGCUCUUCAUCUUCUACACCAUCGGGCAGUUCGGGGCCGCUGUCUUCACCAUCAUCAUGACCCUCCGCCAGGCCUUUGCCAUCCUUCUUUCCUGUCUCCUCUAUGGCCACACUGUCACUGUGGUGGGAGGGAUGGGGGUAGCUGUGGUCUUUGCUGCCCUCCUGCUCCGUGUCUACGCCCGGGGCCGUCUGAAGCAACGGGGAAAGAAAGCUGUGCCUGUUGAGUCCCCUGUGCAGAAAGUUUGAGUAGGGUGGAGGGUUCCAGAGGGGUGAAGUAAAAUAGGACCCUCUCACCAUGUUGGUAAUUCCUCUCCUACUGUAACUCAUCAGAGGCCCUGGUUCUAGGGCAAAAAUGCAGGUGUUUUCUCAGUAUCAGACCAGCUCUGCAGCUGGAGGUGGAGAGCCCAGGAGGCAGCUCUCCCCUUUGCCUUAAUAGUCAGCCAUCAUCCCGUAUGCAGGUUCUUCUAAGCCCCAGGGUAGACAGUCCUCAGUAUAGGGGGUUGGGGGGUAAAGGCUCCAGGGGACAGAGGUACCUUGCACAGCUCCUCCCUCCUCAUUCCCUGAGGUCUUGCCCUGGCUGUUGGCUCCACCACCUUUCAGACUCCCCUCCUCCACAGAUACCUGGAUUUCUUACUCCAGUGAGAAAAGCACAAAUGGUGUAGGCUCCAAAUGCUUUCCCAGGA
This is a messenger RNA of Propithecus coquereli (Coquerel's sifaka), 1893 nucleotides long. RefSeq names its product solute carrier family 35 (adenosine 3'-phospho 5'-phosphosulfate transporter), member B2 (gene SLC35B2). Gene Ontology annotation, molecular function: 3'-phosphoadenosine 5'-phosphosulfate transmembrane transporter activity. Lineage: Eukaryota; Metazoa; Chordata; Mammalia; Primates; Indriidae. The record is from RefSeq and is a predicted model, not a curated record. Gene Ontology annotation, biological process: transmembrane transport. Gene Ontology annotation, cellular component: endoplasmic reticulum membrane; Golgi membrane. The transcript has 4 exons. The coding region runs from base 158 to 1456 and encodes 432 amino acids.